AUGUCGGACCUGUACCUAGCACAUAUGCGUAGCUGGCUCCUGAGCUCGCCCCCGGCCGAAUGGAUUCUCAGGCAGACGCACGAGCUGCUCAUUGGGGCACUCAAGCAAGGGCCGGUGCCUCAGCACGUCGCCUUUGUUAUGGACGGGAACAGACGGUAUGCCAAGAACCACAAAAUUGAGAGCCUAGAGGGUCACCAUCUCGGAUUCGAGGCUUUGGCUAGGAUCUUGGAAGUCUGCUACAAGACCGGUGUCAAGGUUGUCACUGUCUAUGCGUUCGCAAUCGAGAAUUUCAACAGACCACAGCGUGAGGUUGAAGGGUUGAUGUUGCUGGCCAAAACUAAGCUCUCACAACUCAUGCAGCAUGGAGAGGUUCUGGACAGAUAUGGGGCCAGGAUCAAGAUCUGUGGAAAGCGAGACCUGAUUCCAAAGGAUGUCCUGGAAUACGUGGACAGAGCUGUGGAGGGUACCAGCAAGAAUACUGGUGCCGUCCUCAACAUUUGCUUUCCAUACGGCUCCAGGGAGGAGAUGACCCAUGCGGUCCGGACCACGGUCCAGGACUACCUGACAGUCCCGCCGCCUAAGAACUCAACGUUCUCUCAAACUCGCAUUUCCCAGAGCAUCAGGUCCAAGAAACUGGCCAGAUCUGACACUCUUCCGCCAAUCGAUGAGACGCCCUCAGCAACAGAAACUCCAGGUCACGAUGGUGAUGGCGGCGAUGAUUCGGUCUCGUCCACAGCUUCAACGUUGCAUCUGCCCGACACGCCCUCGCGGCCGUCCUCGUCACACAUGACGAGAUACCCAGAUCCUGAAAGUAUCACCACCGAAACCCUGACAGACCACAUGUAUACGGCUGGGGAUCCGCCCCUGGACAUGUUCGUCCGCACGAGCGGAGUAGAGAGACUGAGCGACUUCAUGCUAUGGCAGUGCCAUCAGGACACGCAGCUCUUCUUCCUCAAGUGCAUGUGGCCAGAUUUCGAUCUAUGGCAUUUUCUGCCAGUGUUGAUCGAGUGGCAGUGGAGACAGAAGCAAAAGGAAAGGGACGAGAAGCCUCGUCGGGGUUUGAAGUCCCGUUGA
Messenger RNA from Diaporthe amygdali, 1074 nucleotides. Its product is annotated as dehydrodolichyl diphosphate synthase. The coding region runs from base 1 to 1074 and encodes 357 amino acids. The record is from RefSeq and is a predicted model, not a curated record. NCBI's taxonomy places the organism in Eukaryota, Fungi, Ascomycota, Sordariomycetes, Diaporthales, Diaporthaceae. Gene Ontology annotation, cellular component: lipid droplet; dehydrodolichyl diphosphate synthase complex; endoplasmic reticulum. The transcript has 3 exons. Gene Ontology annotation, molecular function: ditrans,polycis-polyprenyl diphosphate synthase [(2E,6E)-farnesyl diphosphate specific] activity.